AUGGCUCGCCUCUCUGACUUCAACUCGGGCCAUCUCAUCAUCCUGCUUUCCAUCUCCUUCUUCGUGUUCGGCAGCUAUGCUGUUCUGUUCAGUGCGUUCGUCCCUUCAACCGGCAUUACUGUGCUAGACAUGAUCGCUCGCGAUACCCAUUAUAAAUAUUUCUUCAUCCUGCUGGUCCCUACCACCUCGUAUUUUGUCAUCGCGAACUGGGUCGGCUGGCAGUACUUCAGGAACUCCUAA
Messenger RNA from Gloeophyllum trabeum ATCC 11539, 240 nucleotides. RefSeq lists its product as uncharacterized. The transcript has 2 exons. Bases 1 to 240 code for a protein of 79 amino acids. NCBI's taxonomy places the organism in Eukaryota, Fungi, Basidiomycota, Agaricomycetes, Gloeophyllales, Gloeophyllaceae. The record is from RefSeq and is a predicted model, not a curated record.